AUGUACGGCUGUGUUCUGUCCGUCCAGCAGUUCAGAGUGAACUGUGUGACGUUCCCUCUUCCAGGAGAAGGACCAGAACAACAGCUGCUUAAACCCAACGAGUGGAGCUACUGCGACUACUUCUGGGCCGACAAAAAGGACCCUCAGGGCGCCCCCUGUGUGCCUGGAGUAGAGAUUCUGAUCCAGAAACAGCUCAAAGGGAAACAGCUGCAGAAAGAGAUGGCCGACUUCAUCCACGAGCGGAUAAAGAUUGAAGAGGAGUACGCCAAGAACCUCUCUAAACUAUCACUCAGCCCUCUGGCCGCUCAGGAGGAAGGGACUCUGGGUGAAGCUUGGACACAACUGAAGAAAAGUCUGCACGACGAAGCAGAGGUCCAUCUCAAGUUCUCCAACAAGCUCCACAGUGAGGUGGAGAAACCCCUCCUCAGCUUCAGAGGAGAACACUUCAAGAAAGAUCUGAAGAAAUACGACCAUCACAUCUCUGACCUGAGGAAACAGCUGGCCUCCAAGUACGCUGGUGUGGAGAAGGCUCGUAAAGCUCUGGCCGAUCGUCAGAAAGACCUGGAAGUGAAAACGCAGCAGCUGGAGGUGAAACUGAGCAACAAGACAGAAGAAGACAUCAAGAAGGCUCGCAGGAAAUCCACCCAGGCAGGCGAUGACCUCAUGCGUUCUCUGGACCUGUACAACCAGACUCAGUGCAAAUGGUUCGAGGAGAUGGUCACCAGCAGCAUGGAGCUGGAGAAGCUGGAGGUGGAGAGGAUCGAGUUCAUUCAGACUCAUCUGCGACAGUACACUACGCUGAGACACGAGACCGACAUGUUCAACCAGAGUACGGUGGAGCCGGUGGACCAGCUGCUGCAGGCCGUGGACCCGGCAAAAGACCGCGAGCUCUGGGUUCAGGAGAACAAGACCGGAGACGUGCGUCCCAUCGACCUGGACAUUUAA
Molecule: messenger RNA, 945 nt
Organism: Knipowitschia caucasica
Lineage: Eukaryota; Metazoa; Chordata; Actinopteri; Gobiiformes; Gobiidae
Source: the annotation of a GenBank genome assembly